Messenger RNA from Caenorhabditis elegans, 3486 nucleotides. It is a transcript of the gene ptr-5, whose product is annotated as SSD domain-containing protein. Gene Ontology annotation, cellular component: membrane; plasma membrane. The record is from RefSeq and is marked reviewed. Lineage: Eukaryota; Metazoa; Nematoda; Chromadorea; Rhabditida; Rhabditidae. The coding region runs from base 52 to 2937 and encodes 961 amino acids. The transcript is spliced from 20 exons.
AGUGAUUUGCGGGUUUGUGGCAUGUGCUGAAGAGCAGUGGAGCAGUGUAGGAUGUCCGAGGAUCGGGUUGAACAACACGACAAACAGCCGAUGUCGGAUAGCGAUCCGCUGAACACCGAGAAAGAGCAUGUUCUGGAAACUGAGGAGCCGGAACGAGCAGUCUCGGCAAUGGACAACCGCCAGGAAAAGCUCAACUGCCUGCAUGGUUUUCUUAGUCUUCGCCGAAUGUUUUAUCUUGUCGGAUACUCAGUUGGACGAUAUCCACAUGCUUAUCUCAUUGUCGCUUUUUUGAUCUCGAUCAACUCAUUAGGAAUGUAUAGGAUGGUUCUCAAAGAUCGCAUACGCGAUGGUUAUACGCCGACUAACGCACCUUCUAGAUAUGAAACUGACGUACUUCGGGAAUUCUACAACAUUUCCGGUGACCCUGCAAUGACAAUCAUGAUCUUAAUGCCGAAAAAUGGAACUUCUAUGCAUGCAAAAGCAAAUCUCGAUGAAGCGGAAAAACUUUCAAAGUUCUUCUUCAAUGAGUUCAAUGCGUCACGAGAUGGACGGACAUUGCGCUUCAGUCAACUUUGUGAGCCCUACUGUCAAAUUAACAAGGUGUUUGAUCUGUAUAAGAGUGCUUAUGAUGAGCAAUACAAACUGUUCACCACCGAGAGGCGUAUUUCAAAGUCCUCGAAUCUUUCGUACCCUCUUGCAACAAUGAGUGGAUUUGACAUUCAUCUUGAGAGAAGCCUGUUCGGAGUUGAGCUUAAUCCGAAAACCGAGGAAAAUACAACAAAACUGACAACGUCUGAUAUGCCUCCUCAUCGGAUCAUCACUAAUAUGAAACAUGUAGAGGUGAUAGUGUUCAUCUUCCGCGGUGACCGGGAUUCAGCGGAUAAGGAAAAAGAUUUGAGUAGAUGGGAGCUAGAUGCCUAUGAAUGGAGCUUGAAUGAGCACAAAAGUGACAUUGUAGAGGUGCAGAUUGUGGGUACGGAUGUGUUGGAUAAUGAGAUGAUGAAGGAUGGAAGACGAUUGACUCCUUUCUUUGCUGCAGGUUUCGGAUUUGAAAUCACAUUUGUUAGUCUCUGCGUGAUCCUGACUGCAGUGUACCACAACUGUCUCGACCAGGGAAAAUUGUUAAUCAGUCUUGGGGCAGUUUUAUGUCCAAUUCUUGCCAUCACAUCAACCUAUGGAAUUGUAUCAAUUCUUGGGAUGCGAACUAAUUCUUUCAUGCUGGUUAUGCCCUUUUUGGUUAUGGGAAUCGGAGUCGAUUCGUGUUUCCUGAUGAUUCACAGUUGGCAAAAAGAGCGGAGAGCACAGGCAAGUGGGACUGGAAAUCGAUUGGGAAUGGUUUAUGAGUCAGUUGGCCCGUCCAUCACUAUUACUUCUCUAACCGAUUUUUUAUCGUUUGCUAUCGGUGCCCUUGCUCCAACUCCAGAAACGCGUCUUUUCUGUAUCGCCUCCUCAAUCGCACUGGCUCUCACAUACAUUUUACAACUAGUGCUCUUUGGACCCAUCUUGGCAGUGGCAACUAGAUAUGAGCACAAGACAACAACCACUUCAAAUUGUAACUGGCGAAAAUGGCUCAAAGCAUGUUGGAAGAAAUGCAUCAACGUCUAUUGCAAAAUUCUAUCCAACAAGUUUUUCGCAGUCGUUGUCAUGCUCGGAACAGCAAUCUAUUGGUACUUUGCCAUCUAUGGGCUCAUGACAAUGAAAACUCGCUUGGACGCAGUUAAAAUUCUUCCAAAAGAUUCACCAUUGCAACGCCCAAAUUUGGUGCUCACCAAUCUUGUCUGGGCAAACUACCAUCCCGUCACCAUUCUUAUAAAUGCUCCAUUGGAUCUAGAAAACCGGCAUCAAAUGGAUAGAUAUUGGAAUAUGGUCGAUGAAUUUGAAAAAAUGCACAAUUGCAAGGGAAAAGCUUCAACUCUUUCUUGGCUCCGUGAUUAUAUCAAAUUUUCCUAUCACGGGGAACCAUUCAAUCUGUUCGCUUUCUUUGGUUUAAUGACCCCGGAGGUUUAUGAAGAAGUGGAUCCAUAUCAGGCAAACAUCACAACUGCAAAACUUCCAGAGUUUUUGAAAUCUCCGUUCUUCAAACAUUGGGAUAGUUUUAUUCACUAUCACUAUGAAGAAGGUGUUAUCAAACUGGAUCGUUUUAUGAUGAAUGUGGCGUACGACAACACAUCCUCUUGGGACACGCGUAUUCAGUUGAUGACAGAUUGGAGAAAAGUUGCAAAUAACUACUCUGAUUUGAAUGUCACCGUGUGGGAACCAAAUGGAAUGUUUGUCGAUCAAAUGCUCAGUUUGGGAAGGACGGCAACUCAGACUGGAAUCUGGACUCUAGUCUGUAUGGCUGUGGUUUGUGCAAUUUUCAUUCCAAAUCCAUGCAGUAUUAUCACAGCAACAGUCUCCAUCGCUUCUAUCACUACUGGCGUUAUGGGAUUCCUCUCGCUGUGGUCCUUCGACCUCGACCCGGUUGUCAUGGCGGCGGUUUUGAUGUCGAUCGGACUGUCUGUUGACUUUAUUGCUCACGUCGCGUACCAUUUCCAGCUGGCUCACCGGAAGGAGAUCCGAAAUGGAAAAAUCAAAAAGAUCCCUCUCAAAGGGUCAACUGAACGCUUGGAGCACACCCUCGGAGCCGUCGCGUGGCCAAUGAUUCAGGCAGGAGUGUCGACGAUUUGCUGCAUUCUUCCGCUGCUCUUCCGCGCGAGUUAUUCGCCAUCUGUUUUCGUGGCCGCAAUCUUUCUCGUCGUCACAUUCGGAAUGCUCCAUGGGCUUUUGAUUCUGCCCACUUUCCUGGCGGCACUUCCCGAAAGCGUGACCACUGCCAACUGCUACCGCGUCUUCCUGUCGUCGUCAUCGGAGCGGAGUUGCCGCUACGUGCCACGCCGCGACAGUACGAAUAGCAUUGAGUUGCAGAAAAUGGAGAGAAAGGAUUCGCUUUUGAAUUAAGACUCUAAGAAAAAAGGCCAUUUCCUCUUCCAUUUUCAACUGUAUUUUAUAAUUUCCCACUACGCUAGUAUCUUGUCGCACAAUCUUUAAUUUCCUUCAUUUCCACACACGUCAACAACUCAUUUCAACACAUAUACAUACACACAACAUACACAAUUUUCAAUUCAGUGCUCCCCCUUUUUCCAUUUUCCAUGUGCUCCAACUAGCUUCUUCUUCUUUGACUCUUGAAAAUCUUCAAAAGAAAUAACAAUAACUACUUCCUUUCAAUUCAUAGUAGCACAUUCUUUAUUUCAUUCAUAUUUUUUAGCUUUAGAAAAAAAAAUUUCCCAAAUGCAAACAUUACACAAAAUUGUUAUAUAAUCUCCAUCCUGUGUUGGUUCUAUGAACACGAUUUAGGCUUUACCUGACUCUUUUCUGUGAUCUUCUUUCCCAUGCGAAUUCCGGUAGACAUUUUACUCAAUUCAUCCGAUUUUUUUCGUCUCAUUCUAUACCAUUUUCUUUGCCAUCUAAUUUUUCACCCGUCUAGUAUAAAUCUGUCUUUUUUCAAAA